Molecule: messenger RNA, 1904 nt
Organism: Salvia splendens (bonfire salvia)
Lineage: Eukaryota; Viridiplantae; Streptophyta; Magnoliopsida; Lamiales; Lamiaceae
Product: cold-regulated protein 28
Exons: 4
Coding region: 127-693 (188 amino acids)
Biological process (GO): regulation of circadian rhythm; response to cold
Source: RefSeq, a predicted model, not a curated record
AAAGCGUUUCCAUGUGGAGCUUCACUUUCUCUCACACCGCCUCUCUUUUCCAAAUUUGGCCAAGGGUUUCCAUUUUCCUUUUAUUUUCCAGAUAUUUUUCUUCUGUUUGAUCACCACAAUCUGCUAAUGGAAGGAGAUUUUAACUCGGAGACUCAGCAUCGGCCUCCGCUGCCUCCGGCGCUCGAUAGAGUUUGCGACCGCCGCUCGAACUCGGAUGCAUCGUCCUUGCCCGUUGAGAAUUGCGAGGAUCCCGUUCGCCAUUCGAGGAAUGUGACGCCGGAUGAAAGCACAGCAUGGACAAAUGAGAAACACAAUUCCUAUCUGUAUCAUUUGGAAAUGUCAUUUGUUGAACAGCUGUACCAAUCAAAAUCUGUGCUUGCACGAUGCUCAGGGCACAACUUGAGAGACAUACAUAUAUCUCGGAAGCAUUUGACUAAUGCUUCUGAUCAGUAUGAUGUUUCACGCAAUAGAUGUUGGCAAAAGAGUAAGCAUGCAGCGGGUGGGCCUACUCACAGCAGUACUCACCAUUCGAAGCAUGGAGAUGUGCAUUACCAUCCAUCACUAAGUAAAGUGCCCACACCCGUGAAGCUUAUUAGGACAAGGAAACAAGGGGAAGGGAUGAUAUCUCAUGGAACACAAACAUGUUCACAGGACAUAAUUGACUCAAAUAGAGAUGAACUUUCUCGAAACUAGAUUUUGCGAAAUUCUGAAAAGUGACCAAAUUUCUCAAGUAUUAACUCUACUAUAACAGAAUCCUCUGACCCUCAUGUACAAUUGGUAAGUACUUGUUAUUUUGUUUGGUGCGGAAAGUAAUAUAAACCGUAAGUGAUAUAGCUUUUACCAGAACACAUUAGAGAAAUGUUGAAUCGGCCUUUUACCAUUUUUAUGCUAUCAAGGUUUAGAAAUUGCAGGUUCCGAAAAUGCUGUAGCUCUAUCUUUGAAAUGUUUAAUGGAGUGAGUGCUAGUUAUUUCGUGUACAAUCUCCAAAUUUUUUUGUAAAUGUUAAAACAUUUAGGGUCAGUGGUAUGUUGCAUGAUAGUGGCAUUUUAGCAUUUGCUUUCUCUGCUUUGACUUAACCACACGCACUAGAUUCUAAAGAUUCUGAUUUUUAUUUGUUCCCUCACGGUUAGAGUAGAGAAAGGGCCAUUUGACUGUUUCACAAUGUUCAUGCUAUUAGGCUCUAGACAUAACAAGUUCUUAAAAUAGUGUUGACUUUUUGGGAACUUUUAAUUGAACGGGUGAUAGUUAUUCUAUUUACAACUUAAGAGUUCUAUUGUAUACGUUAAAAGUUAUAGUUAAUAUUGUAUGAUCACAUUGUCUGUAAUUGGUUUCUAUGCUUUAAACAAACCAUGUGUAGAUUCCAAAAUUUUUACUUGUAGUUGUUCUGUGUUUGGAAAAAAGAGAAGGGAGAGUGACCUGCUGCACUGAAACGGUUAAAAGUUGCAUCCUUUGCUUUGUACUUUGGGUAAAUCUUUGGAGUUGAACUUGUGCUUAAUGCAUCUACAUGUAAAUGUUUCUUCUCUAUAAGGAAUGAUAAUGAUGGCAUGUUUUUUUCACUUCUUAUUUACUUGAGUUGCUAAGAUGGUUAAAACAGAGAGAGAAUAGAUUUGCACAGAAUGUACUUACUUCCUAUUUCCUAACAGAAUUAGGUUUUGAUUCUUGAUCAAAAACAAAUUCAGAAGUUUGAUACAAAAAUCAUAUUUGAUCCACCUUAAAAUAAGAUCCGGUGUUCAACCUCCCCUCCCCUUCAGUUAAUUGUUUGCCUUUUGUGUGCCUGCAUAUUGAGAUGUGAGUGAGUAAAUGCUAGUAAUAGAUGGAAAGAGUUCAUAUCAGUAUGUGUAGAUCAUCCUUUUUCUUUAUUAUAUCAUCAUUUUUAUUGACAUUGUUACGUUUUUUACUUUUUU